GUCGGUGGACGCUGUACAUAAAAACGAGCACGCAGCUGUGACUCGGGGCUCUUUCUUUGAAAACACUGUCAGACAAUCAGGAAGUGAGACAACAGAGACAGCAGAGACACAGCAGAGACACCGAGGGACAAACAGGUCAACACAGACACUAAUGUUACACAUUAUCUAGUAAAUAACAACAUCAGCUAGUGAGCAGCAUUAGAAACGGAACAUAAAGGUCACUAAAGGAGCCACAGAGGACUUCAGAUAUGUCGUUUUAUAGCUAAUAUUCAUGUAAACAGCUGCUAGCUACCAGCUAACAUCACUGUAACUGUUACACCUCUCAGCUAACAUGUCUGGUCACAUAUUCCUCCUCGUGUUUCAUGUCAUUUAGCUCUAUAUGAGUGGUUAAUAGUGUCAUGAGUAACGUUACAGACACAUAAUGGUAAUAAUAAUAAACCCUGGGACCAGUACUGGACUAGUAGGACACUGUUAGCUAGUAGUGUCUUCAAUGGAGAGAAGCAGAGAGGAAGCUGCUGAUGAAGAGGAUGGAGAGGAGGCAGUGAAGCCAGGCAGGUCAGAGGAUGAAGAAGAAGUACCAGACCCAUCAGAGGCCAUGUUGGCUCUGAGGCUCUGCAGAGACCUGGUGUACCAGGACCAGGAGACUGGACCAACUGUAUCCAGUGGUGUGAUGAUGUCUGAGAGUCCAGCAGAUCCAGAGAGGGACGCUCCCUCCGUGUCUCCCUCCAGCCUCAUGGACACCUGUGGUCCCUCUACAUCCAGCCUCUCCUCCUCUCCUUACUCCUCCGCCCAUCAUCCUCCUUCAUCCUCAUCUUCCUCUUCCUCUGUCUUGUCUUUGACUCCACCCUUGCCUCCCUCUGUGGAGCUCCCAGCUCUGUUGACGGACACAAGGCUGACCCUGGAUGUGUACCGGGGGGGAUCAGCUGCUCUGCCUCUGCUCUGGGGGUCCAUCCCGUGUCAGCUGAGGGGCCUCCAGUACCUGAGACUGGGCUCUGAGGAGAAGCCGGGCCUGGAUGGUGCACUGGGUGUCCUACAUCAUCUGACAGCUCUGCGUUCACUGGCUGUUCGGGGACACUGUUUUUAUGACUCGCAAGGUGACCCGCUGCCUGGCCUCCUCACCACUUUGCCCACAUCUGUUUCCUCCCUUUCUCAUCUGGUGCACCUGGAUCUCUCCUUCAACCAGCUCUCCUCUCUGCCGUCCUGCCUCCUCAGCUUGCCUGCGCUGUCCUCUUUGCUCCUCUGUCACAACCACCUCUCAGCUCUGCCUCCCGAUAUAGGCCAGCUAUCCUCCCUCACCUACCUAACCCUCCUGGGGAACGAGCUGGUCUCUCUUCCCCCGAGUCUGGGUCGGCUGAAAACCCUACAGACACUGGAUGUUUCACAUAACCUCCUUCAGCAGCUACCUGAUGAAAUUGGUUCUCUGGAGGAGCUUGUUAAGCUGGAAUUGUCCCACAACAAGCUGACGCAGCUACCAGAGAGCAUGGGCUCCCUCCUCGCCCUCAGGGAGCUUGUCAUCUACAGCAAUGACCUCCGCCUGAUCCCUCAAUGUCUUUACAAACUGCCUCUGCUGAAAAUAGAUGUGCGUGACAAUCCUUUGGGACGACCCCCAACCCCUCCUCCUCUCCCUCCUACACCUGAUCAAGCAGAAACAAAGAUUCAAGAGUUGCACCUCGGAUUUAACGAGCACAGUUUCUGUGUUUCGUCUGCUGGGUGUCAUGUGUUUCUCCCAGGGGGGGCUGAGCUGCUGUUCCCCCCGGGGUGCCUGGAGACAACCACAAGACUGAAGUGGCUCGAGAAACGGCCAGAUAGGAAGUGGGUGUGGCUGGAGGAGCAUGACAUCUUGCUGAGUCGUCCACUGGAACUUCGUCCUCAUGGAAUUACAUUUCAGAAGCCCGUGGAGGUGUGUGUGCCAUAUCAUCGGACAAAGAGACGGGAGGUGGUGGUGCAGAGGUUUGACGGACAGUCAUGGAGCACUCUGCCCACUGAUCUGAGGAGAGGAAGCGAGAGCCACAGCAGCCGCCCUGGUGGACGUCCAGCUAGGCUGGCCUGCUGCUCAGUGAGCCACUUCUCCUGGUUUAUGGCAGUUUCCCGUCCAGUGAAGGACAGUUGCUCCGUUACACCAGCCGGAGCCCUGCUGGUAUCCAGCGCUGACCCUGGAGUUAAGCUCCACUUCCCUCCAGACUCCACCGUGCAGAACCGCACUAUAACCUUACAGGUGCUGCAGGUUUCUGUGUCAGAGGUUCAGGCACUGUGUGGUGAUACUCAGGCCAGAGUUAGCCCUCUGCUCUGCCUCUCCCAGACACCCAGCAUGCAGUUUUUGCAGCCUAUCAAAGUUCAGGUCCCUCUGCCAUCUGGAGUCACAGGCCACACGGUCGAUGCGUCCUGUUUGCAUCUGCUACACGGAGACCCCACUGCCCAAAACUGGACUGACAUCACAUCACAAGUGUCUCUCAACAUCACCCAUUUAUACGCCAUUUUCUACAUCACACAUUUCUCCUGGUACUGGCUGUGGUACACUACUCAUAGCUGUGUUAGCGGGGUGGUCAGGAAGGUCUAUCAAAGGCUAAAACAGUUUAAAGUCCAGUUCUUCGUCCUCCAGAGGAAGACUGAUCCUUCACAAGUUAUGCUGCAGUGUUUACCUGCUAACAAGGUGGACGGCAGAGUGCAGUCUUUGUCAGAGCAAUACGACGGCCCUCAGCCUUCAGACCUGUGUGACCUGCUGGAAGGAGAGCAGUUCUUCGCCGGCUUUGAGAGGGGCUUAGAUAUCAGCACAGAGAGACCCGACUGUGUAGCGGGAAGGCUGUGUUUUGUGUUUUACUCCAGCCUGAAGAAUCUGAAGGAAGUGUACAUCUGUCCAGCUCAGGGUCAGACGGGGCCAGUGAGGGGACAAGUGUCUUUUUAUAGAGGGAAGAUUCCCAACAACCUGCCAGAGGAAGUGGCGAGAAAGAGGAAAGGAGCUGACAGCCAGUGGCUUGCCACUUUACCACUAAGACUUCCUGCUCUAAACUCAGAAAAUAAUUUUAUAAUGGAAGAGCUCCAGUAUCCUCCUCUGAACCUGGGUGACCCUGAGAGCGGCUACCUGACGGAGGCCAACCUGCUGUCCAUCUCUCUUCAGAUAGGACAGGACUGGCGUGUCAUCGGCAUCAGUCUUGGCUUAAGCUACCAGGAGUUGGAUCGCAUCCAGUUCAAGUACAGGGACAACCUAGGAGCCUUGGUGCUGGACAUGCUGUUCCAAUGGGCCCGGGGACAGAAGAACGCAGGACCAGGAGCAGCGUCGAGGCUGGCGGCCGCCAUGAUCGAGAGCGGCAGGAGAGACCUGGCGGAUGAGAUUGAGGACAUUGUCAGUAUAGGAAGGAGAAAGUACUCUGAGUCGCUGAGGAGAGUGGGCCUGGAAGCUGAGAGCUCCUCCCACAGUGAAGCAGCAGUAGAUGAAGCCACGCUGGGUGCAGAUGGCUGACUUUACGCUUGAGUAACCUGUUUGUUUACAAUGUGCCCCGUCAUCUCAUCCUGCUGUCUAAACAACUCUCCUGGAGUACAAAAAUCUAUCUUAACACAAUCAGGAUAGCCACUUAACAGGUGGUGGUGCUUUUCACAAGACCUACAGGAGUCAGGUGAAAUGGAUGGACUGAUAAAGACAAUAGCCAGAGGCUUGUGUUUUCACACUUUAUAAAAACGGCCUCAGUAUUCAACUCUGUGGAAGCCCAUUUCUGCCAGAUAAAAGUGAUACAAGAUGAAAAAAAAAUACUCAUUGUAAUUCAAAAUGAUUUUUUACUUAAAGGGGCUCUAUGUAAGAAUUAACAGUGACAGUGUUGAUCCUAGUUUUCCCCCGACGUCGGUCACAUUCUUGUUUUGCAAGACGGGCUUCACUAGAUAUGACUUUGUUUUUAUUUGUGGAGUUUGUGUUGGAGUCUGAGUUGUGGUGGGGUCUGGCCCUCUAUUGGUGUUAGCAGACUCCCUUUCUAACCGAAUGUUAGCUAUGGUUGCACACUGUUAGCCCUGUAGCAGAGCUGAAGCGAGUAAAGCCACUCGCGAGCGCGCAUGACGUCACAUCCGUUGGAUUUCCCCAGAAAAAACGCCCUGCAUUCUAAAAGCAGUCUAUAGGCUGAUAGAAGAAACCCAGAAAGUCACAGAAGGUCUCAUUUUUUAGGUUGGGUUACAACCUGUUCACACAUUGGCAAUAAAAA
Molecule: messenger RNA, 4184 nt
Organism: Sebastes umbrosus (honeycomb rockfish)
Lineage: Eukaryota; Metazoa; Chordata; Actinopteri; Perciformes; Sebastidae
Gene: pidd1
Product: p53-induced death domain protein 1
Exons: 15
Coding region: 491-3457 (988 amino acids)
Biological process (GO): apoptotic process; signal transduction; DNA damage response
Molecular function (GO): protein binding
Source: RefSeq, a predicted model, not a curated record